This is a messenger RNA of Microthlaspi erraticum, 684 nucleotides long. NCBI's taxonomy places the organism in Eukaryota, Viridiplantae, Streptophyta, Magnoliopsida, Brassicales, Brassicaceae. The record is from the annotation of a GenBank genome assembly.
AUGUUUCUACGGAUAUGUGGACAUAAUGAAGUUCAAAGGGAUGUUGGAUUGCGUUUCGGACGAACUCAAGAAACAGUGAAGAGAAAAUUCUUUGAAGUUCUUAACGCGACUGAGUUGCUUGCUUGUGAUUAUAUCAACACUCCAACAAGUGAAGAACUUCUUAGGAUUCCUGAACGGCUUAUAAUGGAUCGAAAAUAUUGGCCAUAUUUUAGUGGAUUUGUUGGAGCAAUGGAUGGAGUUCAUGUAUGUGUUAAAGUCAAGCCAGAAUUGCAAGGAAUGUAUUGGAAUCGACAUGACAGAACUUCAUUCAACAUCAUGGCAAUAUGCGAUUUGAAUAUGUUAUUCACAUAUGUUUGGAAUGGAGCGCCAGGAUCAUGUCACGAUACCGCAGUGCUCAACACGGCACAAGAAAAGGAUUCUGAAUUUCCUUUGCCUCCGGGAGAUAAGUAUUACGUGGUUGAUUCCGGUUAUCCAAAUAAACAGGUUUUCUUGCUCCUUAUAGAUCUUCAAGAAACACGGUUUUUCGCUAUCAUUUGUCUCAAUUCGAGAAUGGUCCCCCUCCACGGAAUAUGCAAGAACUCUUUAACCGUUGGCAUGCAUCUCUACGUUCAGUUAUUGAGAGGACAUUUGGAGUUUGGAAGAAGAAAUGGAGGAUUCUCUGUGAAUUUCCUAGAUAUAAUAUGA